GUCAGCUUUCAUGUGACACCGCAUGGCUAUUACCGGUUGCAGCAUUUCCCCGAUUGUCUGGAGGUCUUAAUUAUGCAGUUUUAGCGAAACAAAACGUCGAGAGAUGGCAGAAGUUGUACAGGAGAAAAGUCGUGGCUUGAAGUUUGCAGAGCAGCAACUCCUGCGUCACGGCUGGGAACGCGGUAAAGGUCUGGGGCGAGCUGAGAAUGGCAUAUCAGAAGCUAUCAAGGUCAAAGUGAAAUGCGACAAAGGAGGGGUUGGCCAUAAGGAAGGCGAGCAGUUCACCUUCCACUGGUGGGAUCAUGUUUUCAAUAAGGCCUCUUCCAGCCUGCAGGUAGAAUCUGAUCAGAACGGAAUUCAUUUGAAGAAGACGGCGGGGGAGGAUGAAGAGGAUGGGAUGAUUUCCAAUAAAAAGCCACGGAAAGCCACGCUGGCCAAAGCCAAACUGUAUGGAUGCUUUGUCAAGUCAGCCACACUGCUGUCAGGUCAGGAGCAACCAGAGCCAAAGUCUGCCAACUCAGACGACAGCAGUAGCUCAGAGGAGGAGGAGGAGGAGGAGGAGGAGGACCAGAAAUUGGAUCUGUCCAGCACCAUCAAGCUUUCUGAUGCUGAUCUCAUGAAGGCUUGUGGAGGACGCACAGCUCACAAAGGAGCCCGGCACGGCUUGACCAUGAGCGCCAAGCUAGCCAGGCUGGAGCAGCAGGAGGCUGAGUUUAUGGCUAAGUAUGGCAAGAAGAGCCAACCAGCAAAGGUUUCUGCAGUCUGUGUUACCCCGACUCCACCAACCUCCCAGUCAGCUGACCAGAGAGCUGAGAGGCAGGAGGAGGCUUCUCAGAGAAAAAAGAUGAAAAAGAAGAGAUCCACUGGGAGCAUUACUGCGCUUAAUGGUGAUGAAGUGUCUGAAAGACCUGAAACAGAUGUUAUACCUAAAAAGAAGAAAAAGAAAGCCAGAGAGGACACUGAGGAAACAAAUGAUGCAGUUUCCACUGAGAGUGAUUUGAUCUGUGUAGAAAACGGCGAAGCAGACCAUUCUGACAAAACAAAGAGGAAACGUAAAAGGAAGAAAAACGACGCAGAGCAGGAUGAAGAGGGAGCGCCCUCACCUGCUGCAGAGCUGCAUGCUGUCACAAAAGUGAGGAAGAAGAAGAAGAAAUCCUCCAGACACCACAGCGAUUCCGCUGAGGAACGGAAGAGUGACAUUACAGAAUCCAGCCAAUCAGAGCUGGUCCAGGACUGUGCUACAAAAACCAAGAAGAAAAAAUCUGCGGCUCUGUUGGACGAAGCAGAAGUUGCAGAGGAAGAAACGGCCAUAAAGCAGAAAAAGAAAAAGAUUAAAAAGGACAAACCUACGAUAGAGGACAAUACAAAGGAGAAGACACUUCCUCCAAAGAAGAAGAAAAAGAAGAAGUCCAAAGAAUAGUAUUUGAUAAAACGUGCUUGGAACACGUGAUGGCAUGCUGAUAACAUGUUUAUCUUGGCUGACAGGGGAAGUUAGAUAUCCCUUGAAUCAGCUCUGGUGAGUUACAGUGGCAUGCAAAAGUUUGGUCAAGGUUUCUGUGACUGUGAAUUGUUAAGUGAGUAGAAGAGAGUUAAAGAUGACACAUUUAUUCAAUAAGCAAGAUUUGCAUCUGUUACAGUUUCAGAGUAACAAAAAAGGAAAAAGGGCGUGUGGUAAACGGCACCCUGCAUGGUCAGUGCUUAGUUACUCCCCCUUUGGCAAAUAUUACAACUUGUACACACUUUUUGUUGCCUUUCAGUUGUUAUUUGGGGGAUUUUCACCCGUUCUUCCUGCAAAAGGCUUCUAGUUUUGUGAGAAUCUUGGGCAUUCCUGCCUGCACUGCUCUUUUUAAGUCUAUUACAGAUGUUCGUCUAUGUAUAGGUAAGGGGACGGUGAGGGCCAUGGCAAAACCUUCUGCACUGGCCUUGUGGAUUUUGAGGUGUUUUUUUUUACUCUAAAACAAAAGCAAUGCAAUAAUCUUGCUUAAAAUGUUGAAAACAAUGUUUCAUCUUUAACUUCAUCCCGUUCAGAAAUCCUGACUGAACUAUUCACAUUAUUCUGGACGUCUGCAUACCGCUGUAUGUGCCGGACAUGGACUUUAUGGAGGCUGUGCUCUCUGAUUUAACAGGUUUUCCACUGAUUGGAGAAUAUCUUUAAUGAGUAAUUCAGACCAGUAAGAAGAUGAGACCUGUCUGUUGAACAACCUCACUCGUGUGCUAUCAAACAGGUUUUUCAGUCAAUAUUUUCUGAGCUGCUGAAAUUUUGAUAACCGGCUGCAGAUUCUGAGGGAACCAAGUCAGGUUGGUCAUUUGCCCGUGAUGCAGACUUUUUAACAUCGUUGAUCAUAUACAACAUGAAGUGUGUUCAGCUGAAUCAGUCAGUGGAUCCUUCAGUUUUAAUGCCAUAAAUAUUGAUAUGAGCUGACACUGCUACUCAACAUGACGCGGCCCAAACCCAGCCUUUCUAAACUGAGACUAAAAAUCAGUCAGGGUUGAUGUUUGAAUUAAAGUUGCCUGUGUUGACCAUUUAAUGUGCAUUAUGUGUUGCAUUUUAGUGGAAAAUUAAAAUAAAAUGUUAAGAGUUCAGUGUAGUUUCUGUAUUAUGAAUAACUUUCUUUUUGAAGGUGUUCUGAUUGACUUGAUUGACAUGGAGGAACUCAUUAGAAGAAGGAAACUACUGGUAUCACCUGAAAUUCUGAACAUUGUAUGCAAAUUAAAUGAUCUGAUACAUGA
Molecule: messenger RNA, 2730 nt
Organism: Chelmon rostratus (copperband butterflyfish)
Lineage: Eukaryota; Metazoa; Chordata; Actinopteri; Chaetodontiformes; Chaetodontidae
Gene: gpatch4
Product: G patch domain containing 4
Exons: 8
Coding region: 104-1420 (438 amino acids)
Biological process (GO): regulation of ribosome biogenesis
Cellular component (GO): nucleolus
Molecular function (GO): nucleic acid binding
Source: RefSeq, a predicted model, not a curated record